UGGUGCGAUCAGACACGAUGAGCAAUCUCGGUGCACCUCCUUCGUCGUGGUCGGCCUCACGGCUUAGUGCGUGGCUCGGAGAGGAUGAGAAACUAAACCCCGAGGCAAUCGAUGCCUUGGCCCUGUGCGAUGUGGACGGGCGCAUGUUCCUGGAGAUGGAUGAAGAGGAUCUGGCCGAAUCGGACGAGCUGGGCUUAGAUAUGAAAAGCAUCCACGCGUUCUUGAAGCUCCAGGCGGACCUCGAGGCCCUGGAGCUGUCCCACCACGGCGAGCGACCCCCGCUCCCCGGUUCCUCCGUUCUCCCCUUCAACACGGCGAACCCACAACCACGACCCCCCCCUCCAGCGACGGCGGCGGCGGCAGCAGCAGCAGAGACGGCAGGUUCCUCGGGGGAACCUCCGUGUACACUAGGAGGAGAGAGCUCUGUCGGUGGUUGUGGUAGUGGUGGUGGUAGUAGGUCAUGGUCGCUGCCGUGCGUAUCGGUUGACGCGGAAGGAAACAGCUUCUUUUGCGACAGGAAGGUUGCUCUCGGGGCGGGGACGACGGGGUCUGGGAUCGGAGCGCUGUCGGAGCUGAUUCCAACCACAGGUCUCAAGUUCAGGGAGACUCCGGGGGACUACGACUUCGACUUCCACUGCGCUCCCGCGAGGCAGCUUGUGGUGAGCCUUGACGAAGGGGUGGACAUCGAGGUCACGGACGGCACGCGCCGAGUGUUUCCGGCAGGCACGGUGAUGCUUGCGGAGGACACGUGGGGGAAGGGUCACCGCUCACGCGCUGUUGACGGGAAGUCGAGAAAGUCGCUCUUCCUCGUCCUGCCUGACGACUUCAAGCUGGGAGAGUGA
Messenger RNA from Ectocarpus siliculosus, 842 nucleotides. NCBI's taxonomy places the organism in Eukaryota, Phaeophyceae, Ectocarpales, Ectocarpaceae. The record is from the annotation of a GenBank genome assembly.